Messenger RNA from Suillus subalutaceus, 1677 nucleotides. RefSeq names its product MFS general substrate transporter. Gene Ontology annotation, molecular function: transmembrane transporter activity. Gene Ontology annotation, biological process: transmembrane transport. NCBI's taxonomy places the organism in Eukaryota, Fungi, Basidiomycota, Agaricomycetes, Boletales, Suillaceae. The record is from RefSeq and is a predicted model, not a curated record. The transcript has 9 exons. Bases 80 to 1624 code for a protein of 514 amino acids.
CUCGUGUUAUCCAUGAACUAUCUAUAAAAUCAUACACUGUCGUAUAAUCUUCAACUUGUGCAUCGGACAUUUUACGCCCAUGGCAGAAAGCCAGAGUACGAACUUGUCACCUAUAGAGGUCCGGAAUGUGAAAUUUCAUACUAAUACCCAGACGCACUCGCCCAGUUCAAUAUUGUCAAAUAAGCCCAUUAAGCUUGACAUAGAACAUGCAGUGGUUGAUGACGACCCUCGAACAUGGUCAAACACGAAGAAGACCACUAUAUUGUUCAUUAUAUCUGGAGCCACGAUGUUUGCGGGUUUGGCGGCGAACAUACAAAAUCCUGCCAAUGCUCAAAUCGAGCAACAGCUACACGCCAGCAGUGGAGAUAUUAGCCUGAGCUUGUCACUGUUCAUUCUCGCUCAAGGCACUUUCCCUGUCGUUUGGAGUGCGAUUAGCGAGAUAAAGGGCCGCAAGGACAGUUCCUCGAUCCUCGUGACCGUGCUCACUUGGAGUAGGUCAAGCGCAGUUUUCGCUAUCGGAACUGCCACUCUGGCCGAUAUAUACGAGCCACAUCAACGAGGUACAAUGAUGGGUGUCUACUACUCUGCGCCUCUCCUCGGUCCCUCAUUAGGACCAAUACUUGGUGGUGCACUCACACAGGGCCUCAACUGGCGGGCAAUUUUCUGGUUCUUGGCCAUCUGGGGAGGCAUAAUAUUUUUGGCACUCCUUUUCUUGUUCAAGGACACCUUCAGGAAGGAGAGGAGUGUGACUUACCAGAACGCAUUGAAUUCGAGGCUCCAAGAGCAGCAGUCGUCGGAAGCGAAGGACGAGUCGCGAGAUAUUUCGAAGUCAGAAGUGGGCAGAGAAAAUCAAACGACUUCAAAAGAUAUCGAAGCACAGCGAAUGGUUAUUCCAGCAUCGGCCAUUAAAGAUAUAAAAAUGUCUAUGGCUGAUAUCAACCCUUUCCCUGCAUACCUCUUGAUCGUCAGCCGCAAGAACAACCUUGUUAUCAUGAUAACAUCAGGCUUAAUACUUGGGUUUAGCUUUAGUAUUGCGUAUACAUGCGCAAGAACAUUGUCGAUGUAUUAUGAUUAUGAUGCAUUGAAGACUGGCCUUGUUUUGCUUGCCUAUGGUGUUGGCAGCGUAACUGGCAGCAUAUUGGGUGGUCGCUGGUCCGAUCGGACACUUGCUCGGCUAAAGGCCGCAAACGGAGGGGUCAGCUUUCCAGAGAUGCGCCUCGAGAGCACGAAAAUCGUCAUGUUAUGGUCACCUCUUUCUGUGAUUGGAUACGCCUGGGUGUGCCAAGAACGAGUCAGUAUCGCCGCUGUGUGUGUGAUGCUGUUCCUCGCUGGAUUUCUAUCCGUAUGGACCUACACAAGCAUACUGGCGUACCUUGUCGAUGCAAACACUGGUCGCUCAUCCAUGGCAGUAGCAACGAAUAGUUUUGUCCGUGGUCUGUUUGCUUUUGUCGCCGCCGAGAUUGCGGUUCCUUUACAAGACACAAUUGGCGACGGUGGUCUGUAUACUCUCUGGGCAGGUCUGAUGGUUGUCGUUCAGUGCAUGAUUCUGCUGGUGUUGUACAAAGGCAGGAACUGGAGAGAAGCCAGUGUUGAGAGGGAGAAGCAGAAACUGGAUGCCAAGUAGACAAUCAUAGGUCCGAUAGGGUCCGAUCGACGCUGAUUGAAUAUUGAUGGGCA